This is a messenger RNA of Scedosporium apiospermum, 3375 nucleotides long. RefSeq lists its product as uncharacterized. NCBI's taxonomy places the organism in Eukaryota, Fungi, Ascomycota, Sordariomycetes, Microascales, Microascaceae. The transcript is spliced from 3 exons. Bases 1 to 3375 code for a protein of 1124 amino acids. Gene Ontology annotation, molecular function: protein binding. The record is from RefSeq and is a predicted model, not a curated record.
AUGCAGCACGGGUCUUCUCUGGCGGACGGCAUCACUGAGGCGCCAAGUCCCCGGCCAGGCUCGCCUCGAGAUAGCUACUGGACCAUCGUCGACGUGGCAGAAUCAGAUUUUAGUACCGAUGAUGAUUGCAGCGUCGUCGAAAUAUCGAGAGCCUCCAGCCCUCUCGCGAUCGAGUUCAACAAGAUCAGCGUCGGUGAGCCUUUCGGAGUCCAGAUCGAUUGGCCUACGCGUCUCCCUUGGUUUCAGUUUCAAGACAAGUAUUUUACCGGUGAGAAUCUUUUCUUUCGGUCCCUGUUCUCGCGUUCUAUUAUUGAGAGAUAUCCAGAUGCAUUCAAGAAGGCGGUCAAGGUACACGCCUCGAGGGCGGGGGACCUAGGCUACUCAGCCCACAGCGGAAUCAUGACACUGGGUGCCAGAAAUAUGCAGUUGCUUGCGACACCGCAGGCCGCCGGCCGAGUGGCAAUGGAAUUGAGCAAGUACAUGCCUGAGCGCCGCGAGGGCGAUAACCUCGCCAUAGUCCAGACCCUCGUGCGCGGCGAUAGCACAGAAGCGAGGCAGAAGGAAAUUGAGAAUUUCGUAUAUCAGCUCUCCAACAAUCUUAUCGAAGACGAAGACGAGGAGUUCAUGGACGACUUCGGCAAGUACACCAAGAUCAUCAACAUGUUCCGGGCUAUCGACCUGCCCAUGAGCGUAUGGAAGGACUACUUUAAAAAAACUCUCCAGGAGCCGACCGGUCGAGCCUUUGUCGACAACCUGUACGAGGCCGCGCUCAAUACUAUAUCCCUUGACAUCUUGGAAGCCCUACUAUGGCUAGGCGUUGAUCCGAAUAGGAUCUUUAAAACCUGGAUGACUGGUGAGCGCGAACGGCCCGUGCAACUCGCCGUGGACUGCCGCGUCAAAAACCUAGAUAUGCUCCAGCUCUUCAUCCGUUUCGACGCGGACGUGAACUUACUCACAGACGAGGAUGAAAGAUUCCCCUUGCAUCGGGCGGCGAGAGAGUGCAGUGUCGAGCACGUCAGAGCGAUCGUGGAAGCGGGCGCCGAUAUCAGGGCGGAGACGUACGACAGCGAGUUGAUAAUCUCCGUUCUCGACUGUGCAACUGAAGCGGACAGGAGGUUGGAUGACUAUACGGACGAGGAGUGGAAAGAGAAAUUCGGCGAAGAGGAGCGGCCCGGAGUCGCCACGGUGAAGUAUCUCCUCUCGCUAUUCGACCCGACGAUAGACGCCGACCUAAUCCAGGCUGGGCUCGUCUCGGCGGCUGCCUCCCGCAGGAGAGACAUGAUACCGCUCUUCAUCGAGGCCGGUGCAAACGUCAACGCCCGGUCGACCAAGGGACUCACACCUCUCCUCGCAGCCGUCAUCCGCAGCUACCAAGACAACGCCCUCCAAACGGCCACGAUGCUCAUGGAUCUAGGCGCGGACCCAAACCAGGGUCUAGUCAUCCGGUCCCGGUCGGGUUCCACCGUAUUCCUCCCCAUACAUGCAGCAGCGGCUCGCGGCGAUGAGAAAAUGGUCAAUCUCCUCAUCCAGCGCGGCGCAAACGUCAACGCUCGGGUCCGUUUAAAGUACGAAAAAGACGCGUGGCUCGUAGGCUCCCAUUUCACCUCGUGGAAACAACGCCAAUCCGAUCUUUUGAUGAACCUGGCACGCUGCGACACGCCGCUCCGCCUCGCUCUGUUUCGGGAUAAGCGGGGCGAGUGGGAACAUAAUCCCAAGCAGCCCGGAGCAGCCCUGGCACUGAUGCGGGCCGGCGCAUCUCUGCGCGGCGGGGAGUUCCCCAGGGCUGGUUGCUUCGAUUCGGUCGAGCUCCUCCGCGAACUCAUCUCCCGCGGCGCCGAUGCCAAUGAGAUGGACUGGACGCGUCGCACGGCUCUGACGAACAGUCUCGAAUGCGGGAAUUUUGGUACGGUCCGCUAUCUCCUCGAAGUAGCCGGCACGAGGCUUCAAGGCGGGGAGCUGACCAAGGCUGCUAGGGGUGGUAGCCGUGAGGCUGUGGAACUGCUCCUCAAGCACGGGGCCUCUCUGGAUUCGGGACAAAGGUCGGAGGAGUCGCUAAUAGAAGCAGCGGCGACGAGUAAAAACUGGGACCUACUCUCGUGGAUCAUGGAGAGGAAAGGUGAGAAGGACAACAGCUACUACAGUUCGUCUGCGCUCUGUACGGCCAUUUGCGCCGGUCUCGGUAGCGAUGCGAACUGGGAACGGCACUUCGACAUGCUACUUCGACGAAGACCGCUAGGACGUCCCGUCUGCGUUGCGGAAGCCACAGCGCUUGGGUGCGCGGCUAUAAAGGGCCAGAAACAAAUCGUCGCACGCCUCCUCCGGCUCGGGCGUCCACCGGCGUGCGUACUACCCUUAAGCGGGGAAAGAGCGAUACACAUCCUCGCAAACGGACACCACGGUACUCUCGUUCGGGAAUACGACAGGCCGUUUUUGCCCAGGGGGGCGUCUAACCUGCGAUGUUCGGUGCUUGUUCCGGCCCUCGCCUCGGACAAAUCAUCCUGUGCUGGCAUGCUCCUGCGGUCGGGUUGCAGACCGGAUCGGUUCGCCCUCCUCGUCGCGGUGGAGAAUGCGCAUAUCCAGGAUUGGCAGAAGGAGGAAAUGGACGACGAGGAGGUUGAAGAACUCGUCGCGGAUACCCUCGCCAUGAUCCGGCGGCUCACGAGGAUGAUGUCCCUGGAAGACGUCACCUACGCCGCCGACAAACUCCUGUACACGCCACUCCAGGGCGCCGCGCGCUUCAAGCGCCUAGACGUCGUCCGGCACCUCGUCAGCCUCGGCGUCGACGUCAACGUCGCCGCGCCACCGUGCCGCAACCCCUUAGAAGCCGACGAUGAGUGGGAGCCACUGAUGCCGCGCACCGCGCUACAGGCGGCCGUCGAGCACGGCGACAUAGAAAUGAUCGACCUGCUCCUCUCGGCGGGGGCGGACGUUAACGGCCCUCCUGCGCGCUCAUCAGGGGCUACGGCGCUGCAGCUUGCGGCGGGGACGGGGCAGAUUGGCACUGCGCGAAGGCUCAUGAGCUUAGGUGCGGACAUCAACGCCCCCGGUGCUGAGGUGCAUGGGAGGACGGCGUUGGAGGCGGCGGCGGAACAGGGCAGGUUGGAUAUGGUGCAAUUUUUGCUGGAGUCCGGAGCGAAGGUUACUGGGGAGUAUAAGAGGGUGUAUUAUCGCUCAGUGAGGUUCGCGAGGAGGAAUGGGUAUGGGGCUGUGGAAAGGUUGAUUCGGGAAUGGAAGUGGGAGAGGGAGCAGGAGGAAGGGCUAGCGGUUGCCGAUGAUGGGUCGACGUCUUCAGAUAUGUUUGAUUCCAGUGAAGAGGAGAGCGAGGAAGACAGCGAAGAGGAGAGCGAGGAAGACAACGAAGAGGCCAGCGAGUGA